GACGUCGUUUGGGAUGAACAGGUACUGGAUACUGAGGCACGGCAAGAGCAUUCCUAAUGAGAAAGGCCUAAUCGUCUCCUCCAUGGAAAAUGGGGCGCGCCCGGAGUAUCAAUUGGCGCCGGAAGGUGCUGAUCAAGCUAAAGCCGCCGGGGAGUUGUUCCGAAAGGACAACAGCGUGCCAAUUGAAAUUGUUCGCAUUCGUUAUUCUCCAUUUUCGAGAACAAAACAGACUGCGGAAGUUGUUGCAUCUGUAUUGAAUAUUCAGUUUGAGGGUGCUCAAUGUAAGGUUAUGAAAAACCUCCGGGAACGCUUCUUUGGUCCUUCAUAUGAGCUCAAGUCACAUGAUAAAUAUCACGAAAUAUGGGCUAUUGAUGAGAUAGAUCCACUCAUCAAGCCAGAAGGAGGAGAAAUUGUUGAUGACGUUGCAUCUAGACUUGUAGAAGUUAUAGCAAACAUGGAAUCACAAUUUCAAGGCUGCACAAUCUUGCUUGUUAGUCAUGGCGAUACCCUACAAAUCUUGCAGACAAUAUUGAAUUCUGCUAAGCCUGACGCAGGAUCCACCUGUCAUGACCUGACUUCAAGAAUUCAAGCAGCAAGAACACUUUCCAUCUUGUCACAGCACCGGAAAUUUUCCUUGCUUACUGCAGAGCUUCGAGCAGUUAUUUACCUCAGUAUUACAAAGCGUACAUGUCUGAAAUUCUGA
Argentina anserina (silverweed cinquefoil) is the source of this 703-nucleotide messenger RNA. RefSeq lists its product as uncharacterized. Bases 14 to 703 code for a protein of 229 amino acids. NCBI's taxonomy places the organism in Eukaryota, Viridiplantae, Streptophyta, Magnoliopsida, Rosales, Rosaceae. The record is from RefSeq and is a predicted model, not a curated record. The transcript is spliced from 6 exons.